Polyodon spathula (Mississippi paddlefish) is the source of this 1331-nucleotide messenger RNA. RefSeq lists its product as uncharacterized. Bases 348 to 1166 code for a protein of 272 amino acids. The record is from RefSeq and is a predicted model, not a curated record. Gene Ontology annotation, molecular function: thiamine triphosphate phosphatase activity; magnesium ion binding. NCBI's taxonomy places the organism in Eukaryota, Metazoa, Chordata, Actinopteri, Acipenseriformes, Polyodontidae. The transcript has a single exon. Gene Ontology annotation, biological process: thiamine diphosphate metabolic process; dephosphorylation.
GCAGGGCUAUAGCAAAUCAGGGUCUGUGAAAUCCGUUGAUAAUAUAAACCUGGGUUUGCAGAAAAGAAGAUGUGGCUUCUUUGUUUCUUAACAUUACCGGCCCGUCCUGUAACCUUGAAUGCUGUAGCCUGAAGCGAUAGCUCCUUGCUGACUUGGAUACAAACUACCUUAAAAAGUGUAGCUUUGGAAAGUUAUACAAAUGCAAAAAAACAUGUACAUAGCUUGGGUUAUUUAUCUAACACUCUGUCAAACGCUUGCUAAUUCUUUUUUUAACAGUGUGUGCCGUCUUAGUGCUGAAGCCUCAUUUGUUUACUGGUUUGCUUUUUUUAAUUUUUUUUUCUUAGGAAAUGCUGCUGCAGAGGGUGCAGAUGGAACCACAGGAGGAAGCAGAAGAAAGUCCUCCAUUCAGAGUCAAUGUGGAGCUGCGGUAUUGGCUGGGGGAGCACAGCCAGGCAAGGCUCAAGCAGCUUGGGGCCCUCUGUGUGGACGAGGUCACCAUCAAAGACCAAUACUACGACAAUGAGUCAUUCACACUGGCGGCCAAGCAGGUGUGGCUCAGCCAACGAAACAGGCGCUGGCACCUGAUCCUGGGCCAGAGGGCACACUUCAACCGAGCCCAGGGACAAGCACAGCGGGAAUCGCAAGCAAGCCCGCCGGAAAGUGCAGGCAAUCUAAAAACCAACAGGUCAGACGGAAAGGCUGACCUGGAGAUUAAAGGAGACAUCUCGUCGAAAACCCAAGAGGGAGAGCAACAGACGAAGGUUUCUUCUUCUGAUCGUCUGACCUGCAAUUCAGUGACUUCUUCUGCUCCUUGUCUGGACGCAGACCUCAGAUACUGUGAGCUGACUGCACACACAGAGAUCAUUGUGCACUUGGCCCAGUGCCUGCAGAUUGCUUUGACGGCGGAGGAACGAAGAAACAUGACAAUGGAAGCCUUUCUGAAGCUGGCAGGCAUCCACCACUAUGGCAGCUGGAACGUUACCAAGAAGAUAAGUUACAAGCUGGGGGACACCUGCGCUGUGAUUAUAGAGAGAGACGAGUCCUUCCCUCCCAAACAAGCAGCUGUACUGACGAUGGAGGCCGACGUGCUGAACAUCGUCAGCGAGCUGGAAAAGAUGGAGAGGAUUGCGAAGGAACUGGAGCUUGAACCAGCUUCUGCAGCCUAGUGAUGCAUUUCCACAUUACCAAAAAGAACGGUCCUGCAUCUUGUAAGAUGCUGAACAACGACAAUUCCCUUAACUCUCAAAAAAAAAAAAAUUCUCUUUUAAAUUCUAGUGAAAAACACUAUCUGGCCACUAGACUGUAAAACUCCCUUUGGAAUAAAAGGUAAA